Molecule: messenger RNA, 955 nt
Organism: Prosopis cineraria
Lineage: Eukaryota; Viridiplantae; Streptophyta; Magnoliopsida; Fabales; Fabaceae
Product: probable aquaporin TIP3-2
Exons: 2
Coding region: 1-921 (306 amino acids)
Biological process (GO): transmembrane transport
Cellular component (GO): membrane
Molecular function (GO): channel activity
Source: RefSeq, a predicted model, not a curated record
AUGGAUUCACAAUCACUUAACUCUCAAGUCAUCUCAGAAGAUCAGUGCACCAGUUCUGCUAAAAACCGCGAAGCGAACAAGUCUUUAGAAUCAAAGCUUCGAGUUUCCCUUGGUGCUCAUGAAUUCUUCAGUCCAGAGAUGUGGAAGGCAGCUUUGACAGAGUUAACAGCAACAGCAUGCUUACUGUUCACCUUGACCACUUCCAUUAUAGCUUGCUUGGACUCACACGAGAGUGAUCCCAAGCUUCUUGUUCCUUUUGCGGUAUUCAUCAUAGCCUUCCUCUUCUUAUUGGUCACUGUCCCUCUCUCUGGAGGCCACAUGAGUCCAGUUUUCACAUUCAUCGCUACUCUCAAGGGUGUCAUAACUCUCUCUCGCGCUCUCAUCUACAUAUUCUCACAAUGCAUCGGCUCAAUCAUUUGCUUCUUGAUCAUUAAGAGUGUCAUGCAGCAAAGACUGGCAGAUUCAUAUUAUUUAGGAGGCUGUGCUAUUAGUGACAUGAAGAAAGAAAAAGCCUUACUGCUAGAGUUUUGCUGCACGUUCGUGGUUCUUUUUGUGGGAGUCACGCUGGCUUUUGACAAGAGGAGGUCUAAGGAUUUGGGUUUGCCAAUGGUGUGUGUGGUGGUGGCAGGCGCCAUGGCUGUAGCGGUAUUCGUGUCCAUCACAGUGACCGGGCAAGUCGGGUAUGCGGGUGUGGGCUUGAAUCCAGCAAGAUGCUUGGGCCCUGCAUUGCUUCAAGGAGGCCCACUGUGGAAUGGACAUUGGAUUUUCUGGGUUGGGCCCUUCUUGGCAUGUCUUUUGUAUUAUGGUGUGUCCAUCAACUUACCAACGGAGGAUUUGGUUUGUGUGGCUGGGGAGGGUGAUAUCUUAAAGUUAGGUUUGGACUUGUGUUCUGCAAAAUUAGCUGGUAGUAUAAGAGACUAAAUGCUAUGACAUAUUUUAGUAGACAUAUUAUGUA